This is a messenger RNA of Ictalurus furcatus (blue catfish), 1724 nucleotides long. RefSeq lists its product as uncharacterized. Bases 58 to 1347 code for a protein of 429 amino acids. The record is from RefSeq and is a predicted model, not a curated record. The transcript is spliced from 2 exons. NCBI's taxonomy places the organism in Eukaryota, Metazoa, Chordata, Actinopteri, Siluriformes, Ictaluridae.
UCACCAAAAUACUUCCAUCUCCAUCCAUUCUUCUUCUGGAAACCGGAGCACAGUAUUAUGGAAAAGCUCAGGAACAAUUACAUCCUGCCUUGUAUUUACAGCUGUCCACAUCCUCAGGUUGUUUCCUCUGGUGUGGGAAGACCCAGAAUGGUUCUUGGUACCAGCGGGCAAUAUUAUAUCCUUUCCUCUCGUCUGUGCUGUAAAGCAUGCAAAAAAUACUGGUUCGCUGAUAAACCCCAGUGGCUAGACACGCUACCAAAGCGUUUUACGAACAUCUUGCCAGUGAUAGAUGAACUGCGGUGCUCUGGAAAAUCACCAAAUGAUAUGGCCAACCAGCUGUCUGAGGUGCUUCACCUGAAGUACGAAAGAGCCCACCUAGCCUACCUGCUCAGCGUGCAGAACACCAGGGAUGCUGAAGCAGGGCUGUAUGGACAGAGGACCAUCACUGGGGCACUGAGGAAGGAUGACACACCAGCACCGUUUGGGGGUUAUGAGGACACUGAUGGGUGGUAUGGGGUGUCUGUGACUGCACACUAUGUGGUGGAGUGUCUUCUUCAAGAAUAUCAGCGGCAGGAGGCAGCUCUCACUCAGGUCCUACAAGGCACUUUUGGACAGGUGUUCAGUUCAGAUCACACACGCAAAGUUGCUAGAAAAGUGACUCUCUCAUCUGGCACAAUGUCAUCCUACGCUGUGAUGAAUGAGAACUGGAUGAUCCUGUCCUGGGUGAUGCUGCAGUCUAAAAGUGAGCGGUCCUUAGAGUCAAUGUACUGUGGGCUGGCCAAUCACUACAGUGCUGCUGGCAUCCCCAAGACCAAGUACCAGUGGGUGGACAGGGACUGCGGUGCCGCUUUCAGAGUCAUGGACCCAGCACCUUAUGAGCACCUGCAGUGGGAUGCCUGGAGGACCACUGAAGCUAUCGUGGCAGAGCUUACCUCAGAGAACCUCAAGAAUUUGUGUGCCGCUUGCCUGAAAUGCAAUGAGAACAUCCCUGUUAAAUUGGACUUAUUUCACUGUAUGCAGUGGUUCACCAGGGAGUGUGUGUCGGAGCACCAUCCUCUGUAUAGCUCCUUCUGUCAGUUCCUCUCUGCUGCCUUCUCUGUAGUGGAUCAGAGCGACCUGGUGAAACUGAAUAAUGCAUACAUAUUCUGUGGUAUUGUGCCUGCUAAUCUCACCAAGCAGCACAUCAGACAGCACUGCAGGACAAAAGUGCCAAAUCCCAGAGAGCUGGUCCAGAGAGUGGAAGAAGUGCUUCAACAUUUCCACCUUGCUAAGGAUCCCAACAACAUCUUCCUUUUUAAACCCUCCAAUGCUAAAGGUGUGGUGGAUUCAGCGUGUACACAUCCUUAGAGGCUGCCUGAGUGACCCUGAGGUGGAGGAAGGAAUCCUCUACAGACACGGGGGAACCUUACAGCUCAAUCAUGUAAAGGGUGAUGGAGCUGCUGUUCCCAUUUGGAUCCCUGUCAGAGGCACCUCACAGCAGGAGGGGUUUCAUUUCCACCAGGCCCAGUGGGUAACAGGCAAUCGUGUCUCUCCUGAGCUGUUCCAGGCACAGGGAAUGGCUGGGGUGGCACGCUGGAAUUAUCAGCGGCUGGUGGACCUGAAGCAGCCUGGGGUCAUCCUACCUGAAGUGUUUGACCCUGUGUUAAUGAUGAAUUUAAACAGUGCCUCUGUGAGCGUGACAGGACAGCCCAAAUAUCCAGCCUUGCAUAUAUCCAGCAGGGACA